This is a messenger RNA of Nymphaea colorata (pocket water lily), 3082 nucleotides long. RefSeq names its product pentatricopeptide repeat-containing protein At3g02330, mitochondrial. NCBI's taxonomy places the organism in Eukaryota, Viridiplantae, Streptophyta, Magnoliopsida, Nymphaeales, Nymphaeaceae. Gene Ontology annotation, molecular function: protein binding; RNA binding. The coding region runs from base 275 to 2878 and encodes 867 amino acids. The transcript has a single exon. The record is from RefSeq and is a predicted model, not a curated record. Gene Ontology annotation, biological process: RNA modification.
CCGGGCCCGCCCUGCUCGGGCCCAAGCCCAACUUGGCCGGGCCUGGGCCGUGAAAAUGGGUCCCGCUCCGGCCCGAUGUAUCAUGUCUAGGAUUCUUAUUGUCGAGAUCCAUGUCCCCGAUGAAGAUAGGAGAUCCAAACCGGGUGCAUAUCAAAGUCGAAGGACCGUGAAACAAGGCCGAUAGGAUCUGUUCGUCAUCGACGGUUGCUCGUAAACUUUCGUGGCAGUAUUUUCUUUUUGGAAAGGAAAGAUAUAUACCCUGGUGCCAUGAAUAAUGGUAAUUACAAUGUUCCUCUACUCUACGAUUCUUCGUCGUCUUCCAUUCCGACGACUCCCAGUUUCCUUCUUCUCUGCAUCUCUUCCUUAUCUCUCAGUUCGCCAGAAGACGUACUCUCACUUGCUUCAAGAAAUCACAAGCCAACAGGCAGCGGAAGCAGGGAAGCAGGCACACGCGCACAUGAUCACGUCAGGUUUCAAUCCCACCAUCUUCGUCUACAAUUGCUUGAUUAGUAUGUAUAUUAAAACAUCAAACUUGGCAUAUGCGUGCCAAGUAUUCGACAGAAUGCCUGAACGUGACCUCAUUUCGUGGAACACUCUCCUUGCCGGCUAUGCGCAGUCUGGCUUGAUGGACGUUGCAAAUGCGGUCUUUCAAUCGAUGUUCGAUAGAGACAUCAUCUCGUGGAACUCUAUGAUCGCUGGAUAUCUGCACAAUGGGGACUGUUGGGUGUCGAUAGAUCUCUUCAGUCAGAUGAGGCAAGCAGGUAUUGAGCCAGACCGUAUAUCAUUUGCAAUUAUUCUUAAAGCAUGUGCAAGUUUGGAUGGGAUUGUGUCGGGAAUUUGUGUUCAUUGUCUUUCCUUGAAGAUGGGUUUUGGUUCAGAUGUGUUCACUGGUAGUGCUCUUGUUGAUAUGUAUGCAAAAUGCAGGGAACUGGGAGCUGCAUAUCAGGUAUUUCAUGAGAUGCCGGAAAAGAAUUGGGUUUCGUGGAGUGCUAUGAUUGCUGGUUAUGCUCAAAAUGAUCAAUCGUGGCAUGGUUUGGAACUGUUUAUAGAGAUGCAGCGAGCUGGAGUUGGAGUAAGCCAAUCUACUUAUGCAAGCAUUUUUAGGUGUUGUGCUUGUGCGAGAGCUCUGGAAUCGGGCUAUGCAGCUCAUGGGCAUGCAUUGAAAGCUAAUUUUGACUUGGAUGUAGUUGUAGGAACUGCUAUCAUUGAUAUGUAUGCAAAAUGUGGUAGGUUGGAUUAUGCUAGACAAGUAUUUGUUUUGUUGCCCGAACAUACUUUACAGUCCUGGAAUUCUAUUAUUAUUGGUCAUGUGAGAAACAGUCAAGCGUUUGAAGCAUUAAUAUUGUUUUCUAAAAUGCAGAGUUCAAUAAUUGGUGUGGAUGAAAUCACCUUAUCGGGUGUUUUAAGUGCAUGUGCGGGAGCUCGAUGCCUUUCUCAGGGACUACAAGUUCAUGCCCUUGUAGUUAAAACAAGAUACGAGUCAGAUAUCUGUGUGGCCAAUGCCCUCCUCGAUAUGUAUGCAAAAUGUGGAUUUAUAAAUGCAGCCUGUGAUGUUUUUAACAGAAUGGAGAGAAAAGAUUCUGUUUCAUGGAAUGCAAUAGUUUCAGCACAUGAGCAGAAUGGGCUUCAUUACAAGACACUGUUGUACUUCAAUGAGAUGCGAAGGUGGUCAAUGGAACCGGAUGAGUUUACAUAUGGCAGUGUUAUGAAGUCUUGUGCUACUUUGAGUUCUUUGAAUCUGGGAAUGGAGAUACACAGCUGCAUUGUCAAAUCUGCACUGGGUUCUGACUUAUUUGUCUGUGGCGCACUCAUUGACAUGUACUGCAAAUGCGGUUCUGUUAAGGAUGCACAUAUAAUUCAUGAACGAAUUGGUAAGCAGUCGUUGGUGUCCUGGAAUGCAAUAGUAUCUGGAUUUUCACAGCAGAAACAGAGCGAAGAAGCUCUUACGUUCUUCUAUAAAAUGUUGGAAGCAGGAUUGAAGCCAGAUCAUUUUACAUAUGCGACAGUCCUUGAUGCUUGUGCAAACUUAGCUAGCAUAAGUCUAGGAAGGCAAAUCCAUUGUCAGAUUAUAAAGGAAGACUUACGGGGAGACCUCUUUAUAUCUAGCACUCUUGUGGACAUGUAUUCGAAGUGUGGCUGCAUGCAUGAUUCCUUGCAGAUGUUCAGGAAAAUGUCAAACAAGGAUCAUGUUUCUUGGAAUGCCAUGAUAAAUGGAUAUGCUCAGCAUGGUCUUGGAGCAGAGGCAUUGGCUAUCUUUAAACUUAUGCAACAAGAGAAGGUGCAGCCAAACCAUGCAACCUUUGUUGCAGUUCUUCGGGCUUGUGCAUAUGUGGGUUUAUUUGAUGAGGGGGCACAUUAUUUCCAAUUGAUGAGCAAUCAAUAUGGACUAAACCCACAGAUUGAGCACUAUGCUUGCAUGGUUGAUAUAUAUGGUAGAUCUGGGAAAAUUUGUGAUGCCAUGGCACUUAUCAAAAAGAUGCCAUUUGAAGCUGAUGCUGUCAUAUGGAGAACUCUGCUCUGUGCAUGCAGAGAUUGUGCCAAUGUGGAGGUUGCAGAAAUAGCUGCCAAAUCCAUACUGAAACUGGACCCAUAUGACUCAGCUAUCUACAUUUUGUUAUCAAAUGUUUAUGCAGAAGCAGGCAUGUGGAUGGAGGUCUCCAAUAUGAGACAGAUGAUGAAGCAGAAGAGGCUUAAGAAGGAGCCUGGAUGUAGCUGGAUAGAAGUGAGAAACCAGUUACAUGCAUUUCUUGUUGGUGACCAUGCUCACCCAAGAUCUGAGGACAUAUAUAAGAUGCUUAAUUGCCUGAUCAGCGAUAUGAAAUUUGUUGGUUAUAUUCCUUGUGACAUUGAUACAUACGAUGAGGAAGAAAACCUGUAAUGAGGAGAUGAAUCAUUGGAGGGCAGGUCUAUCUUGCCUUUUUCUUGAGAACAAUUUCUCUUGCUGUUGUGCACAUCUACCAAUCAUAGGUUGAGGCAUCUCUAGUGGCAGGAUUUCUUAGGAACUCAUCCUCUUAACAAGAACUUGGUGGAUCAUGCAUGGAAUUUCUUUCCUAAUAGUAACGGUCAACAAAUUAUUUCCUAA